Messenger RNA from Cucurbitaria berberidis CBS 394.84, 441 nucleotides. RefSeq lists its product as uncharacterized. The transcript has 2 exons. NCBI's taxonomy places the organism in Eukaryota, Fungi, Ascomycota, Dothideomycetes, Pleosporales, Cucurbitariaceae. The record is from RefSeq and is a predicted model, not a curated record. Bases 1 to 441 code for a protein of 146 amino acids. Gene Ontology annotation, molecular function: carbon-sulfur lyase activity.
AUGUCCAAAUCAGACGUCUCCCUCCCCACCGCGCCCGCGCCAGACGCACCCACCGCAAUCUACAAAGCGUCCUGCCACUGCGGCGCCUUUGCCUACACCAUCACACAAGCCCCUCCCCUGAACGACCCCAGCGCCCAAGUCAUGGAUUGCAACUGCAGCAUCUGCUCGCGCAAUGGCUAUCUAUUCAUCUACACGUCUAACGAUCGCGUCGAGUUUACAAAGGGCGGGAUUGAGCAGUUCAAGACGUAUUCGUUUGCUAGUAAGAAGAUGGCGCAUUACUUCUGCGGCACGUGUGGUGCAAGUUGCAUGGCUCGAUCGGUUGAUCCAAGUUUCUUUCCUGGGAUGACAUGUGUUAAUGUGCGCAUGUUGGAGGGUGUUGAUCUGAAGACGUUGAAUCUCAAGUUUGCGGAUGGCGCGAGUUUUGAUCCUACGAGCGCGUGA